Molecule: messenger RNA, 1696 nt
Organism: Trichomycterus rosablanca
Lineage: Eukaryota; Metazoa; Chordata; Actinopteri; Siluriformes; Trichomycteridae
Gene: atg4b
Product: autophagy related 4B, cysteine peptidase
Exons: 13
Coding region: 37-1215 (392 amino acids)
Molecular function (GO): protein-phosphatidylethanolamide deconjugating activity
Source: RefSeq, a predicted model, not a curated record
GAAGCUAACAGGCUAGAGUGUGUCAGCAGUGACGGGAUGGAUUCAGCCACUCUUACCUACGACACAUUACGCUUCGGGGAAUUUGAGGAUUUCCCAGAGACGUCCGAGCCCGUCUGGAUUCUGGGGAAACAGUCCAAUGCUCUAACAGGAAAAGCAGAGAUCCUGUCAGACAUCACCUCACGCCUGUGGUUCACCUACAGAAAAAACUUCCAGCCGAUCGGAGGGACGGGACCCACCUCCGACACGGGCUGGGGCUGCAUGCUGCGGUGUGGACAGAUGAUCCUCGCCGAAGCGCUGAUCCGAAAACACUUGGGUCGAGACUGGAGGUGGGAGAGUGGUAAGCGGCAGAGAGACGAGUACACCAGCAUCCUCAACGCCUUCAUAGACAAGAAGGACAGCUACUACUCCAUCCACCAGAUCGCUCAGAUGGGGGUGGGAGAAGGGAAGUCCAUAGGUCAGUGGUACGGACCAAACACGGUGGCGCAGGUACUCAAGAAGCUGUCGGUGUUUGACACAUGGAGCCGACUGGCCGUUCAUGUCGCCAUGGACAACACUGUGAUCAUCGAGGAAAUCAAGAGGUUGUGCAUGCCCUGGUUGGACUUCGACAGGGGUGCGAGGGCGGAGUCUCAGGAGAUGAACGGGUACGCCGAGGGGGCGUGUGCGCUGCCCCAGGAGGAGGCGGCCGUGUGGAAGCCGCUCGUCCUGCUGGUUCCCCUGCGACUGGGCCUCAGCGACAUCAACAAGGCCUACAUCGGAACGCUGAAGCAAUGCUUCAUGAUGCCUCAGUCGCUGGGGGUGAUCGGCGGGAGGCCCAACAGCGCUCAUUACUUCAUCGGAUUUGUCGGCGAGGAGUUGAUUUAUCUGGACCCCCACACCACUCAGCCGUCCGUGGAGCCCUGUGAAAGCGGGCGGAUCCAGGACGAGUCCUACCACUGCCAGCACCCGCCGUGCCGCAUGCACAUCUGUGAACUCGACCCCUCCAUAGCCGUGGGUUUCUUCUGCCAGACGGAGGACGACUUCGAUGACUGGUGUAUGCACAUCCGCAAAUUAUCAGGCUGUCGAGAGGGACUUCCCAUGUUCGAGCUGGUCGACAGUCAGCCGUCGCAUCUGACCAACAACGAGGUCCUUAAUCUCACUCCAGAUUUUUCCGAGUCCGACCGGCUGGAGCGCUUCUUCGACUCCGAGGACGAGGAAUUCGAGAUCCUGUCCCUGUGAAGCCGAGGGAGGAGGAGAACGCUCGGAACGCGGAGCUCGGUGCCCGAACCUCCCUCAGCCCGAGACAGUCGAGAAGGAGAAGGAGCAGAACCACUGACCACCGGUCCCGUCCGUCUGGCAUAAAUCUCAGCCUCCCGCUCCCCGGGGUCAGGGGUCGUGGUCUCCGGUCCUCGGGAUCGUCUCAGUACGUGCAUAAUCACACUUAACGUAAAGCCGUCUUCGGUCUUAACUCUAUUCGUACACUGUUUUCACGUGAUGGUGCCUUUCUUUGUCGCUUGAACCCCGACGCGGAUGAAUCGGCUCGAUUUGGAGCGCGUGCUUUUCACCGCCACCGCUAACGUCUCAUGUCUAGCAGCUCAUACAGCCGACGGCGCGGUUACGGACCGAGUAAAUCAGCCUGUGCGCGUUAUUAUUAUUUAUCAUCAUUCAUUUACUCGCUGCAUUUUAAGCAAAAUGUAAAAUAAAAAUGUACAAUGAGGAA